AUUCUAUCGUUGCCGUUUCAGGGGUCACGCACCACCUCGUGAUUUGUGUGCCAUCUCUAAUAAAAUUGCAGGCAUAGUUAUUUUUAUCUGUUGUUUUAUUUCGUAAAAUAACAGCACUUCAGACAUGUCCUUUCUCGCUGAACCCAUAGAUAACAAAUCAGCCGUAUCCGCUCUACAGGAAUUUUGUGCCAAGACAAAGAAUAUUCCACCAACAUAUAAUUUUAUUGAUGGCGAAGAUGGAGGGUACGUCUGCAAAGUAGAUCUGAUGGAGCUAAUGGCUUACGGAAAUGGGCGUUCGAAGCGCGAUGCCAAGCACCUGGCCGCCGUCAAUAUACUGCGUAAAAUCCGAAAGUUACCCGGCAUGGGCAACAUAAUCUCGCAGGAUUGCGAGACUAUGACUAUGGGUGAUCCGGAUGAGGCACUGAUAAACAUAAACCGGGACAUGCUGAAGGCUCUGCGAGACUACUGCGUCCGCCACGAGAUGCCACUGCCCAGCAUUGAGGUAGUGCAGCAAAGCGGCUCCCCAAACGCCCCAGAAUUUGUGGCCUGUUGCUCCGUGGCUUCCAUAGUUCGGUACGGAAAGUCGGACAAAAAGAAGGAUGCGCGACAGCGAGCAGCUAUCGAAAUGCUAGCCGUAAUCUCCAAAGAAGCGGACAAUUUGCGUCCGGGUCAAAUGGAAGUUGUGAGCACCAAGAAAUCGGAAGGUCUUGACUUGGAUGAAACGCUUGAGGAAUUGGAGGCGUUGCGCAGAAAGAAGUUCAACACCUACGUAGAGUUGACAGAAGCCGGAGCCAUAGAUCAUUCGGGCCUGCGCCUCUGCGACCGGCACAACUACUUCAAGAACUUCUACCCUGCCCUGAAGUGUGCGGCGCUUGAGGCCAUCCGUUCAGAUGAAUUCAUGACCUCUAAGGAUAAGGCUUUGAGUGUAAUGAGCGCUUUAAAGAUAACACCAAAAAUUAGUGUACUAAAGUCUUUAUCGGUGGUACCAAUGCUUUGCGUCGAGCUUAAUUGUGACUUAGACGUGGUCUUUGCAGCGCUUGAGACUAAUAUCUACGACCAAAUAAUAGACUAUUUCAGUACCAUGUUGGUCUAAUGCAUUGUAUCCAAUACGUAUAUACAUAUGUGGUAUAUAUAACAUUUAUUUAACUAGGUUGGCUUAAAACUAAGUAAACUUCUUCAUAUUUACACUGCAGAAUGCACAUAAGUCAUAUAUUACGUUUAAUACAAACUCCACCAAUUCUGUGGGUGUAAACAUCAAAAAAUGGAUUUCUUCAAGGUCUUUUGGUAAACGUCUGUGUUAACUUUGUACAGGAUUGAUAGGUGUGAAAAUUGCAAGCAAAUCACAAAGGGGAUUGGGAACAACAACAAAAGCUUAAAACCAACUUUCGAGACGGUGUAACAUAAUGAUUUUAUUAUUUAUUUUUCGAUGCCAAUACCAAUGCUUAUUAAAUAUUUAAACGGCCC
Drosophila erecta is the source of this 1464-nucleotide messenger RNA. RefSeq names its product double-stranded RNA-binding protein Staufen homolog 2 (gene r2d2). The coding region runs from base 125 to 1093 and encodes 322 amino acids. The transcript is spliced from 2 exons. Lineage: Eukaryota; Metazoa; Arthropoda; Insecta; Diptera; Drosophilidae. The record is from RefSeq and is a predicted model, not a curated record.